UGUUCCAAUCCCCUCCAUAUCAUGUGAUUCAGGUGUUCCAAUCCCCUCCAUAUCAUGUGAUUCAGGUGCUCCAAUCCCCUCCAUGGACACAGGUGUAUACAAUCAAGCCCCUAGGCAUGCAGACGCUUCUACAAACAUUGGUGAAAGAAUGGGUCGCUCUCAGGAGCUCAGUGACUCCAAGCGUGGUCCCGUGAUAGGUGGCCACCUGGGCAAUAAGUCCAUCCGUGACAUUUCCUGGCUACUAAAUAUUCCACGCUCAACUGUUAGUGGGAUUAUAACAAAGUGGAAGCCACUGGGAACAACAGCCACUCAGCCACCAAGUGGUCGGCCACGUCACAUGACAGGGCGGGGUCAGCGCAUGCUGAAGCGCACAGUGCGCAGAAGUCGCCAACUGUCUGCAGAGUCAAUAGCUAAAGACCUCCAAACUUGGUGUGGCCUUCAGAUGAGCCCAACAACAGUGCGUAGAGAGCUUCAUGGAAUGGGUUUCCAUGGCUGAGCAGCUGCAUCCAAG
This is a messenger RNA of Staurois parvus, 511 nucleotides long. NCBI's taxonomy places the organism in Eukaryota, Metazoa, Chordata, Amphibia, Anura, Ranidae. The record is from the annotation of a GenBank genome assembly.